AUGGCGGCGUGUGGCGAGGAGAUGGAGGCAGAAUUAGCUGAAAUAAUUGGUAGUCCAACAGUCAAAAUGUUUGGUUUGGGAUUUCUAUCUGUGGAUGCUUUGUCUGGCUUUAUCUAUGUUUUUGUGCUCGCUUUUACAUGUGGUUGCAGGAUGAGUUUGGCAAUUGGAAAUCCCUGUAGCAAAGAACUGAUAUUUGAAACUGGGGGCAGAUCUGAAUGGUUGGGGGUAACAUUCUGGCUCUCCAUGGAUAUUGCUGAUAGUAAUAGUAAAGCAAGGUUUGAGACCCUGGAUUUAUUCGGUACUUUGGAGUUUCACAAGUUUGGGUUGAAGUUGAGUCAUCCUGGUUCAGAUUAUUCAGGCUGUUGCGAUGAUAUGCAGUGUUUGAAGUGUUUAGCGUUCAGACUUGCAGAUGAGGGAGCAGGACAACAGGCAACUAGCAAAAGUGAACCAGUUGUUAGGACGGUCAUGUCUCCUGCCGUGGCUGGUAAUACUGGUUGUUUUGGAGAUUGCUCUGCAACUGGUGCUGAACAAGUUCUCUUUUUCUUUUAA
Miscanthus lutarioriparius is the source of this 549-nucleotide messenger RNA. The record is from the annotation of a GenBank genome assembly. Lineage: Eukaryota; Viridiplantae; Streptophyta; Magnoliopsida; Poales; Poaceae.